CUGUCUCCCGUUGUCAUGAUUGAUUUUGAACCGUUAUGGGCCCCGUGUGGUGGACGUCCAAGGGGUUCGUGGUAUACCCUUAAUUGAGCAUCUGCAUGCCUUCCGUAUGAUUUGCAUUUCGAUUUUAGAGCCCUUUUCCGAGCAUGUUGUUCUCCAAUCCUGUCAUGACCCUGGGAGCUGUCUACUCCCCUUCCUGCAUUUGUUUCCUUUGUCACUCUUUCCCCCAUAUAUGCCUUUCUUAUUUCUAUCUCCUUUUCUUACGUCCUGAUCGGGUCCUGAUGGCCGGUGUUCCGUGUUCAUGGGCGGGUCUGGGUAAAUGUGAUGGUGAUGCGUGGAUAGCAUCUGUACAGUUGUCUCUUAUUCUUUGGCCUCGCCUCAUCAUAGAUAUGGCAGUGACACGAAUGGUGCCAGUGGUGGAGGAUCGUGAUGUUAUGACUUAGACCAUAUAGGCAUAUAUACCGUGCAUAUCGCCUGUGGAUUUGUGUUUUCUGUAAUGAUGUUAUCUACUAGUAUUGGUUACAGUCCCGCU
Messenger RNA from Aspergillus vadensis CBS 113365, 529 nucleotides. RefSeq lists its product as uncharacterized. The record is from RefSeq and is a predicted model, not a curated record. NCBI's taxonomy places the organism in Eukaryota, Fungi, Ascomycota, Eurotiomycetes, Eurotiales, Aspergillaceae. The transcript has a single exon. Bases 144 to 440 code for a protein of 98 amino acids.